Messenger RNA from Apiotrichum porosum, 1524 nucleotides. RefSeq lists its product as uncharacterized. The coding region runs from base 1 to 1524 and encodes 507 amino acids. The transcript has a single exon. The record is from RefSeq and is a predicted model, not a curated record. NCBI's taxonomy places the organism in Eukaryota, Fungi, Basidiomycota, Tremellomycetes, Trichosporonales, Trichosporonaceae.
AUGCUCUCGACAGGACUGUUGCCGCCAUCCCUUCCACUUCCGCUCCCCACCACUUAUGGCGCCGCAUUUGAGGCCGCACCGCCCCUCGAACACCCCAGCGACCUCAACCUCUACCCAAUCCUCCACGACACAAAGGGCGAGGCGUCCUGGCAGAGAGAGCUUUCCGUCUACCUGCCUCGUAUACGCCGCAAGCAGCAAGAGGGCGAGAUUGCAGUGGUCGGCCUUCAUGUCGAUUGUACUCUUGAGCAAGAGCGCGACCUCAUAGACACCCUCAACCUGGCCGGCAAUUCCACGUCACCUUUCCACGAGAAAGUGGUGGAUGCGAUCCGCAAGGUCACACGCCCAAGCGGCGGUAGCAGGAGGAGUAGAAGCCGGCGCGACAUUGGGGUCAUCGCCAACAUGAAUGACAACGACGUGCACAACGGCGACGGCGAGGCGACACGCACGAACACCAGGGCCUCGGUGCGAUGCUCCACUUCGCCGCCCGUCAGCUCAGAGCAAGUCCGGCCCAGCACCACCUGCCGUAGCGGCAUCAGUGCAACUGGUCCCGCACCACCGUCCACGUCGCGCGUCGGCAUCCGUUGCCCAGACAUUUCCAUGCGGUACUCAACGAUCAUUCAAGGACAACGGUAUGAAGGCUCGGUGUUGGAGGGCGAGUUCAAGGUCUUCAAGCAUAGCCGUCCCGACGAGAUGCCACCGGCACCAGGUCACCUUGCCCCUUCCGACGGCGGCGAGGACCGCCAUGCCCGGGAAAACACCUUGAGCUACUCGUUCGAGACCACAUGGAAGCGCGGUCUCAUAAAGGCGGCCGUGUAUCUUGUCAUCGCGCACGAAAUGUCGGGCACCCGCCUGGGCGUGUGUGUCACUGGAGAAUACAUGCAGCGACUGGCGAUCAUCGGCGGCGACGACGCUGGAUACAUCGCAGUGGUCGUGGAGUUUGACGAGCAGCUCGUGGCCACCCAACAGCUUCCACUGGAACUCGACAUGGUCGGCUUGGUCAACAGCAACAGCGCGGCCACCCAUAUGCCGUGGUGCUUUGCGGAUGCGAACGGCGACGCGAACCCCGAGGCGCUCGCGACGUGGGGGCAACUGUUCCACGCGGCUUUCAACUUGAUUCGCGACGUUUCGUACGCCGAGCCCCUUGAGCGUCUCCAAAUGAGCCACAGUGAUCCUCUGAUCGAUGCUCUCGUCCACCGUGGCUGCCUGAAGGCCAUCCACCACACCACCGACAUUACGCACACCGCCUCCGAGUCCUGUGGUGAACCAAACCCUUCAACCUCCUCCUCCUCCUCGGCCGACACGUCGCUGUCCGUUCCCGACUCCUCUGACCUCUGGGACACUGACACGGACGAAGGCGAGCGCUCUCCAACGGCUCCCUGGACGCGCCGCCAGACCGACAAGUACCUCGACAGUCUCUCAGAGAGCGACCUGGACGACCUGUUGCGCGACUUUCCACGCAUGGCCGUCGUCUGCGCCUCGCCGACGGAAAUGAGCCGCCUGGUCGCCAUAAUCGCCCAAGGAUGA